This is a messenger RNA of Angiostrongylus costaricensis, 352 nucleotides long. The record is from the annotation of a GenBank genome assembly. Lineage: Eukaryota; Metazoa; Nematoda; Chromadorea; Rhabditida; Metastrongylidae.
UCUUGAUCAGUAUAUGAAACCAACAGUUUAAUGUUUCAACUCAAGUUCCGUUCCAUAGUCCUGUAUCAGAGGCUGAUAUCGCCUUCCGUGAAGAUCUGCUUUGUACACACACGUUAUAUUCGAGGUCCAAUCAAGGCUGAGUAGACGACGGGGUGUUCAAUGUAGAUUCCCUGUUGGUGAACUAUAUAUGCAUCUAAUUUAUUACAGGCGAGAUAUACCUGUAACAUGCAGUAUCCAAGCUGCUCGACCGCCAACACCUGAUGGCGAGGUAGACGAAUUAUCUGAAUAUUUUGCUCAUUUCGUGCGAGUCGACCUUAAGAUGUCUUCGUUAGCCGAGUCGAUGUAUGUCUAA